Molecule: messenger RNA, 355 nt
Organism: Dentiscutata erythropus
Lineage: Eukaryota; Fungi; Glomeromycota; Glomeromycetes; Diversisporales; Gigasporaceae
Source: the annotation of a GenBank genome assembly
AUGGCACAACAUAAUGAUGCAACACAAAAUCCACCGAAAUCAAUGACAGCACAACAUAACGAUGCACCACAAAAUUCACCGAAAUCAACAACGGCACAACACCAACGAAGACUAGCUCCAGCAACGAAGACUCUACAAAUGAUGACUUCAAUAACUAUGCCUAGUUACCUGAAAAAAAGAGUUUGUAAUGAUGCACCACAAAGCCUACCAAAAUCGAUGACAGCACCACACCAACAAAGACUAGCUCUAGCGAUGAAGACUCCACAAACGACGACUCCAGCGAAAUGCUAUCAACGAUGCAUCACAAAGCCUACUGAAAUCGACGACGGCACCAUACCAGCAAAGACUAGCUCCA